Setaria italica (foxtail millet) is the source of this 661-nucleotide messenger RNA. Its product is annotated as membrane magnesium transporter. Gene Ontology annotation, cellular component: early endosome; plasma membrane; Golgi apparatus. Lineage: Eukaryota; Viridiplantae; Streptophyta; Magnoliopsida; Poales; Poaceae. The transcript is spliced from 4 exons. The record is from RefSeq and is a predicted model, not a curated record. Bases 130 to 450 code for a protein of 106 amino acids.
UGUUAGCCGGCACGGCCAGCAGAGACCAACGUGCUCGUCGAGGCAUCGAACCGCAUCGAACCCGAAGGAGAUUCCCCGCGGCGCGGCGAGCAGGAGCAGGGGGAAGCCACAGCCAGCCUCGCCUCCGCCAUGGGGAUCGGCUACGUGGUGGGCGUCCUCGGCGGCGCCAUCCUCGCCCACGCCGCCUACGCCACCAUCCAGUAUCGCACGGUGCUGAAGAUCACGGAGGAAGAGUUCACUCGGCCACCCAUGGAUGUGAUGAUUGAGUUGCUCCUGGGGUUGGCCUUGUGCAUGUGGGCAGGCCUUGCUGUUCCAGCAAAGUUUUGCUCGGUGCUUCCACAUUCUGAGGAGAAUAGGAUCGUCUCGCUCCCGGCUAACCUGGAUUUCAUGAUCUUCAACCACCGCGGGAGAGCGCUGCCGUCCGACCCAGACCUAAAGCUGAAGACAUAGACACACAUCUCUUCAGAUUUUGUUCUUUUACUUGCCUUGUAACCUUUGAUCAGGAGGAGGUUCCAGUUUUUGUGUGUCCAUUUGUUUAGGGGAAAAGAACCUUCCCAGACCAUAAUUAACUUAUCUACGAUGUAACUCUUAGAAUUCGUGGCACUGUGAUUCUACAAAUUUGUAUGGAGGUCACGUAAUUCAAGCUUCGGUUGCAGCCUGA